Malaya genurostris is the source of this 4103-nucleotide messenger RNA. RefSeq names its product rhophilin-2 (gene Rhp). Gene Ontology annotation, molecular function: protein binding. The transcript is spliced from 10 exons. Gene Ontology annotation, biological process: signal transduction; negative regulation of stress fiber assembly. The record is from RefSeq and is a predicted model, not a curated record. The coding region runs from base 1189 to 3582 and encodes 797 amino acids. NCBI's taxonomy places the organism in Eukaryota, Metazoa, Arthropoda, Insecta, Diptera, Culicidae.
GUCAGUACCGAUUUGUGCCUCGAUCGCGUUUGACGUUGUUCAAAGACUGAGUUUAUGCAAUUUGUGCCGCCCGUUACGCGUAUGUUAGUUUUGAGCGCGGAACAAUACCCCCACAUAUUCGGAACGUGACCAGCGAACACGCGCCCAAUUACCUUUUGUGUGUUUUUGUUUUUGCUUUACGGCAACCGGAGAUCACAAGAACGGAAAAAGUCGUGACGUUUAGUGAAUGCUUAUUCGGAUUUGAUCGCAGUUGGCCACAGCAACGAUUAGCGCACAACGCACCGGGGCGACAGUUGACUGUUGGUUAGUUGGAACUGACGUCUGGAGAACUUUUUCGUGUUGAUUCGCGUGGCGCAACGUGGGGUUCGCUGAUUCAUACUUGCGCGGUGUUGAAUGUGAUUGUUUUUUUCGGGGGUGGAAGCGAACGCUAAGAAUUACGUUACGACUGAGAUUUGCCCGUGUGGCAAUCGAAUGGUCGCAUAAUAGCAUCAAUUACGCCCCCGCAUAAACAACUGGUGCUAGGUGCCAUUAUCGCGGUAUACCAGAACGACCUGAAAGCGAUUCCGUUUGUGUCUCUCUGAGCAAACGAGGGUGUAAACAGACGGAGAAAAGGUUACUUUGAUUAUAUGGGUUCGUGCAUAGCAAAAGGAAACGAACGUUGGCAGAAGGAAGAAAUAGAAUUGUGAAUUGUUUCUGAGCUUCGCUUUGCUACUGCAGUGUGUCCCUUUCCUUACCGGGUGUCACAUUUGCUCAGGAAGCUCGAAAGUGAAAAGGAAACAACCGGAAUAUGGUCAUUUGAGGGACCGGACGAGCAUGUGUCGCAGUAAAUGGCACGGAAAUAAAAGGAAAAGAAGAAAAUAGUGUCGGCUAAGAAAAGAAAAUAAAUCAAUAAAAGUGUGCUUCCCAAAUCGGAUCACUGGUUCACCGGAGAGGUGAAGGUGUCUGGCAAGUGUUUUUCUGUUCUGUUCUUGUGUGUCUGUAUGUGUGUUUGUGCCUAGACGUGUUUAUUAGAAGAAGCAAAUUAGACGUGUCGCGGCGUGUUUUUUUGUUAUCGCAACGAACAAAUUUAGCUCCGGCAAGAAGUUUGGCCUCGGAACGGAUUAGUGGACCACCGGGUUUUGCUGAUAAGCGAUCUACUUGGAAUUUUCAUCAGCUUUGCAGUAACGAAAAAAAAAACAGGUGUACAGGAUGGACGAGAAGCCGAAAGGAAAGGAUCCAGAACAGUCGUUCUGCUUCAUACGGGGAUCCGACCCGCGGGCUGCCACCUGCCGUGGGAAACUCCAGAGUCGUCGCUGCAAGCUGAAUCAGGAAAUCAACAAGGAACUGCGGCUCCGGGCGGGAGCGGAGAACCUGUUCAAAGCGACCACCAACAAAAAGUUGAAGGACACGGUGGCGCUGGAACUUAGCUUCGUCAAUUCCAACCUGCAACUGCUGAAGGAACAGCUUUCGGAGCUGAACUCGUCGAUGGAGAUUUAUCAGGGCGAAGGAGUGGACUACGUCAUACCGAUGAUCCCGCUCGGCCUGAAGGAAACCAAAGAAGUCAGCUUCAUGGAACCAUUCUCGGACUUUAUCCUGGAGCAUUACAGCGAAGAUUCCAACGUGUACGAGGAUGCCAUCGCAGAUAUCACCGAUACGAGACAGGCUGCCAAAACCCCGACCCGCGACACGCAAGGUGUGGCGCUAUUGUUCCGCUACUACAACCUGUUGUACUAUGUCGAGAGACGAUUUUUUCCGCCCGAUCGAAGCCUCGGGGUUUAUUUCGAGUGGUAUGACUCGCUUACCGGGGUACCCUCGUGUCAGCGUACGGUCGCAUUCGAGAAAGCCUGCAUCCUGUUCAAUCUGGCCGCUAUCUACACGCAGAUCGGGGCCAAGCAGGACCGCUCGUCCGAGAAGGGCCUGGAUGCGGCGGUCGACAAUUUUCUGCGGGCUGCCGGAGUGUUCAAGCAUAUCUACGACACGUUCACGAAUGCACCUUCGAUGGAUUUAAAACCACAAGUCCUGGAAGUGCUGGUAGCACUGAUUUUGGCCCAGGCACGGGAGUGCCUAUACGAGAAACUUUUACUACAGCUAGAAGAAACGACCAAUGCCGAUUGUAGUGCGUUCCACCGCAAUCUUUCCGGCGAGGCCACCCAGUUGAUGGGCGAGUACCAGGAAAUCCACCGGAUAAUACAGAGUAACGAGGCGCACACCUACCUCCCGGAAUGUUGGGCCGGCCUGGUUCCCCUCAAAUCUGAACACUACAAAGCCCUUGCCCACUAUCACACCGCCAAAUCGAUUGAUGCAUCACUGGCUACACUGAAAACGAGUACUCCUUCCAAAUCUAGCGCCAAACUGAAGGCAUCCGGUGGAGCAAUCGGUGCAUUCGGCAGCCAAACGUUGACCCAGUCCCGAGAUACCUUCAUCUUCGACGAAAGCUCCCUCGAGGGUGACCUGAAUCCGGCGAUGUUGAAGAAAGCCCACCUUCGCGAAUCGUUGUCUAGUCACGAGGAAGCUCAGAGGUUGCAGCGAAUGUGCCGCGAGUUGAAGAACAAAAUUGCGCUCACCAAGGUGCUGAACUAUGCACUGGAAAAGACAGCCGAAGAGUUGGAAGUGCUGGACUUGGAAUUGGACGGAGCGGGCUUCCAGGAUGAGGACAUCGAUUUGAUUGAUGUGACACUGAAUACUACCUCUAAAUUCACGAUUUCUCUCACGGGACCGGAUUUCACGGCGUACAAAAUUGAAGAUCCAUUCCGAAAGCUAGGACCGAUCGCAAUAUUCUCCGCCCGACGCCACUGGACGGCUCCUCGAUGCAUCCGGCUACAGAAGGGUAACACAAUGGCAAUGACCGGCGGAGGGACACUGGAUCGACGUCGCUAUAACAGCACUCUGAACGGUAGUGGCGGAAGCAGCAGCGGAGGCAGUAGCAUUGGAAGGAGCGACGACAGCCGUGAAAAGUGUCAAUGCAAUAAAACCAACUACUACAAUGACGUCCGGUCGUGCGAUGUGUGCUUCAAGAAUGUAUCGAAUGCGUCGGAAUCAAAUUACCGUCCGAGCCAGAAUGGGCAUCAUGCCGUUUCACGAUCGAAUGUGGCUGCUGCCGUGGCAGCUCUGAACGGACUGCAAACCGGAACGGACGGUAGUACCUGUGGCGUCGACGUCGACAACUUCGAAAGCUUCGGAUUUCACAUACGAGGCGAUGCGCCGGUUAUGAUUUCGACGGUGGAAAUAAAUUCAUUGGCCGAUCUGGGUGGCAUAAAGGAGGGUGAUUUCAUCGUGGAAUUGUGUGGGGUCGACGUGAAAUGGUACACCCAUCAGCAGGUGUUGAAGCUGAUCCAAAAUUGCUCCAACAGCAUGGACCUUAAAGUGAUCACUCCGAUGGAUCGCAAUUAUCUGAAGCCAAUGUCUUCUACCCAUUCGAAGGGAUCGAUUUCGACGCUGUCCGGCAGCUCGUCCGGUGUUUCCUCCGGUGCUCCGAGCCCGACUGGAACCACCACCAAGAACAGCAAGCCCCGUUCGAAGCUCGGUAAAAACCGGCUCAGCAGUUUCACCUCCGGAAGCUGGAAUCCGUUCCGUCGGACGCAGAGUUUGGGGAAAAUUUUCUAGUUGACAGUUCUUCCCCCCCGGAUACAAUUGAGUCUUAUUGUUCAACCCCCCUACGUUCUAUUCUAAUCACAAAACUUUAGAAAUGUAACAAAUCAGAUGCCAUCAAUCACAAUCCGUCGGGAAGUGUGAAUUAGAAAACAAGUGUACUUAAUUUAUUAAAUUGUUUCAAAACUUUAGUCUUUUAUUCGCGUGUAUAUUUAUUAUUUUAACCUCCGAUCAAACCGAAAGCUUAAGCGUAGCCACUUUAGAACGGUACAGGAACCGAGUAUAGAGAAAAGCUCAAACAAUGGAUGAGUUUAAUGUACGUGUAUAAAGUUUACUUAUAUUGUAAAUUUAAUGUCUCUUAUCUAAAGACUAUGUUUAUUCGUUUAACAAACGUAAAGCAAGAUACAGGAUAAUGUAACCAAGAUAAAACUAUAAACAUACUUCUUCCAUAUUUGCGCGGUUUUAAGGCAAAUCAUAUAACUAAAAAUUUAUUCAAAUUGAACCGUUGGUGAAAUAAAUAUUGUUUUAAAUUUAAA